Molecule: messenger RNA, 3738 nt
Organism: Paralichthys olivaceus (Japanese flounder)
Lineage: Eukaryota; Metazoa; Chordata; Actinopteri; Pleuronectiformes; Paralichthyidae
Source: RefSeq, a predicted model, not a curated record
AUGCUGUAUCGCAGAUAUUCCACCUUCCCUCAGUCUCCCAGACAUCCACCCGUCUGCAGCGCCUCUGUGCUCGACAAUGAGCGCGAGGCGGUGCAGAAGAAGACCUUCACUAAAUGGGUCAAUUCCAUCCUGUCCCGGGUCGGCUGCCGCAUCUCUGACCUCUACCUGGACCUGCGGGACGGACGCAUGCUCAUUAAACUGCUGGAGGUGCUGUCCGGUGAACGACUGCCUAAACCCACUAAAGGCCGGAUGCGUAUCCACUGUUUGGAGAAUGUGGACAAGGCGCUGCAGUUCCUCAAAGAGCAGAGGGUCCACCUGGAGAACAUGGGCUCCCACGACAUCGUCGACGGCAACCACCGUCUCAUCCUGGGCCUCAUCUGGACCAUCAUCCUGCGCUUCCAGAUCCAGGACAUCGUCGUGGAAACGGGCCAGGCGGACCAGAAGGAGACGCGCUCGGCCAAGGACGCUCUUCUUCUGUGGUGUCAGAUGAAAACUGCAGGAUAUCCCAACGUCAACAUCACAAACUUCACCACCUGCUGGAAAGACGGCAUGGCCUUCAACGCUCUCAUACACAAACACCGGCCAGAUCUGGUGGACUAUAACAACCUAAAGAGGUCCAACCCGACGCACAACCUCCACAACGCCUUCAACGUGGCAGAGCAGAAGCUCGGCGUCACCAAACUGUUAGACCCAGAAGAUGUGUUCACAGAGAACCCAGAUGAGAAGUCCAUCAUCACGUACGUCGUGGCAUUCUACCACUACUUCUCAAAGAUGAAGCAGCUCGCCGUCGAGGGCAAGAGAGUUGGAAAGGUUCUGGAUCACGCCAUCGAGACAGAGAAGAUGAUUGACAAGUACGAGACGCUGGCGUCAGACCUGCUGACGUGGAUCGAGCAGACCAUCCUCGUUCUGAACAACAGGAAACUCGCCAACUCUCUGACGGGAGUCCAGCAGCAGCUUCAGGCCUUCAACACGUACCGCACCGUCGAGAAGCCGCCCAAGUUCCAGGAGAAGGGAAACCUGGAGGUGCUGCUCUUCACCAUCCAGAGUCGUAUGAGGUCCAACAACCAGAGGGUGUACACGCCUAAAGAGGGAGCCCUGGUGGCAGACAUCAACAGAGCGUGGGAGCGUCUGGAGAGGGCGGAGCACGAGCGGGAGCGCGUCCUGAGAGACGAGCUGAUCAGACAGGAGAAGCUGGAACAGAUGGCGAGAAGGUUUGACAGGAAGGCGGCCAUGAGGGAGACGUGGCUCCUGGAGAACCAGAGACUCGUGGCUCAGGAUAACUUCGGUUAUGAUCUGCCAGCCGUGGAAGCAGCCAAGAAGAAGCACGACGCCAUCGAGACGGACAUUGCGGCGUACGAGGAGCGUGUUCAGUCCCUCCUGGAAAUCUCCAAGGAGCUGGAGUCGGAGCGUUACCACGACGCUAGGCGGAUCGACGCGCGGAAAGACAACAUCCUGCGUCUGUGGGACUACUUGCAGGAGCUGCUGAAGGCUCGUGGCGGGCGACUGGAUAAGAACCUGACCCUGCAGAGGAUCUUCCAGGAGAUGCUACACAUCAUCAGCUGGAUGGACGACAUGAAGGCUCGGCUUCUCUCUCCUGACUUUGGGAAACACUUGCUGGAGGUUGAAGACCUGUUACAGAAACAUGCCUUGGUAGAGAAUGACAUCGCCCUGCAGGCAGAGCGGGUGCACAACGCCAGUGCUGCUGCUCUCAAGUUUGCAAAUGGAGACAGCUACAAGCCAUGUGAUCCCCAGGUGAUCCGGGACAGGGUGCAGCACCUGGACCUGUGCUACCAGGAGCUUUGUGCCCUGGCGGCCCAGCGAAGGGCUCGCCUGGAGCAGUCCCGCCGCUUCUGGUACUUCCUGUGGGAGGUGACGGAGCUGGAGAGCUGGAUCAGGGAGAAGGAGCACAUAUUCUCCUCCCUGGAUUACGGCAAGGACCUGACGAGCGUGCUGGUGCUGCAGAGCAAACACAGCGCCUUCGAGGACGAGCUCGGGGCCCGGCGGGGCAACCUCGAACAGGUCCUCGCCGAGGGAGAGAAGAUGAUCCAGGCAAAGCACUUUGGUUCCCCCAAGGUUCAAGAAUGCAUGGACGACAUCAGCAGGCAGUGGCAGCAGCUGGAGGAGCUGGCAGCCUUCCGGAAACAGAACCUGCAGGACACUCAGAGGUUCUUCCAGUUUCAAGGAGACGCUGAUGAGCUCAAGGCCUGGCUGCUGGACGCCAAGAGGCAGAUGAGCAGCGACGAUGUUGGACAUGACGAGUACACCACGCAGCGGCAGCUCAAGAGGCACAAAGACCUGAGGAACGAAGCCAUCAAGAACGGAGCCACUAUUGACGCUCUAUCAAAACAGGCCAAUGCUCUGCCAGAGGAGCUACUGAACACCCCUGAUAUCCAGAGACGUCUCAAAGACAUCAAGGACCUGUACAUGGAACUCAUGUCUCUGGCUGACCUGAGGCAGAAGAAGCUCGAUGACACUAUGGCCCUGUACACCAUCUUCAGCGAGACGGACGCCUGCGAGAUCUGGAUGGGCCAGAAGGAGACGUGGUUGGUGGGAUUGGAGGUGCCGGAGAAGCUGGAAGAUCUGGAGGUCGUACAGAACAGGUUGAGCAUUUUAGCUCAAGAUAUGGCAAACGUUCAGUCGAGAGUCGAUGACGUCAACAAAGCUGUGAAACAGCUCGAGGACAGCAGACACCCUCGCACCAAAGAGGUCAAAGAAUGUCAGACACGACUGAAUAAGAGGUGGGAGGCCUUCAAGGCCAUGGUGGAGGACAAGAAGAGGAGAGUGGACUCUGCCGUCAGUCUGCACAGCUACGGGCUGGAGUGUGACGAGACAGAGGCCUGGAUCAAAGACAAGACGCGGGUGAUCGAGUCCACACAAGACUUGGGCAACGACCUGGCCGCUGUCAUGACCAUCCAGAGGAAACUGUUUGGCAUCGAGAGAGAUUUGGCCGCCAUCAAUGACAAGCUGACCUUCCUGAGGAACGAAGCCGACCAGCUGGCCCAGGAUCACCCGGAGAACGCAGCAGACAUCUUAGCCCGCAGAGGAGAACUGGACGCCGCCUGGGAAGCGCUGAAAAAGACCCUGAAGGACAGGAAGGACUCCUUGGGUGAGGUCAGCAAGUUACAGACCUUCCUCCAGGACAUGGAUGACUUCCAGUCCUGGCUUUUCAAGUCCCAGAAGGCCGUGGCUUCGGAGGAAACGCCCGCCACGCUGCCGGAGGCCGAGGAGCAGCUCAGCCUCCACGAUGCGGUGCGUGACGACAUAAACAACCACGAGGAAGACUACCACUGCGUGAAGGACAUAGGUGCGCAGGUCAUGCAGGGUCAGGAGGACGACCCUCAGUACCAACAGCUGGAGCAGAGGCUGAAAGACAUGGACCGGGGCUGGUAUGAGCUGCAGAAGAUGUGGGACAGUCGCAAGAACUUCCUGGACCAGGGUCUUGGCUUCCAGCAGUUCAUGAGGGACAGCAAGGCUGUAGAGGCCAUCCUCAACAACCAGGAGUACACGUUGGCCCACAUCGACAAGCCCGACACGCUGGCCGGCGCAGAGAAAGCUCUGAAGAAGCAUGAGGACUUUGUCAGCACCAUGGAGGCCAACGAGGACAAGAUUGACGGCGCUCUGCAGAGCGGACAGCGGCUGGUGGACAGCAACAACCUGUACUCUGGGAAGGUUCAGGACAAAAUGGACUCCAUCAUUGACAGGUUGGUCGUCACAGUGUUUGAUAAAGAUUUGAAUAUU